GUGAUUUAAAAGACGUUGCCAACAGUGGAUUACGGCCAUUUUUUCGAGGGUGGCGUUGCUGUUAGCAAAAUGCUAACUUUGCUUGAGGCUAUUUCAAGUCACCUGACAGUGGUUUAGUACAUUUCUAAACAAGGUCUUUGAUAAAGCUGGUUUGUUUGCUAAUUCAGUGCAGGGCCACUGUGCGUUUACCAUGAACCUGGAACGACUUCCCAACGAAGAGAAACUCACUCUUUGUAGAAAAUAUUACUUGGGUGGUUUUGCGCUUCUUCCUUUCCUGUGGCUUGUAAACGUUGUCUGGUUUUUUAAGGAAGCCUUUAUGAAGCCGCCCUACACUGAACAGACUCAAAUUAAAACAUAUGUGAAGCGAUCAGCACUGGGUUUGUUGUUUUGGGUCACAGUACUGACGACAUGGAUCACAAUUUACCAACACUUCAGAGCACAGUGGGGGGAAGUGGGAGAUUACCUUUCGUUCACAAUUCCACUGGGCACCCCUUGAGACGUUUGACCGCCGACCAUCCUGGAACAAAGAGUUUUCUCUUUAAUAAAGCAAAAACAAUUCAGUCUUUUUGUGACAUGUAUUACUUAUAAAAUGUUGAUACUGUAGAACUCAAAUUUCUGUAUGUUUUUAGUUUCGAGCCUUUUGUUUUCUUUUUAGUACAAGCUAACAAUGUGUUGUCAGUGGAUGUGCAUUAAGAUUUGUUUAGGUGAGACAAAUAAUUUGAUUCCACUGCUAUUUUUUUUUCUUUUUCUAAAAUAUUGCUAAAAUUACCUUGUGCACUCAUGGUGAUUUUUACUUUCUGACCAAUAAAUACUCUUAAUCUAUAA
This is a messenger RNA of Poecilia reticulata (guppy), 825 nucleotides long. RefSeq names its product presenilin enhancer, gamma-secretase subunit (gene psenen). NCBI's taxonomy places the organism in Eukaryota, Metazoa, Chordata, Actinopteri, Cyprinodontiformes, Poeciliidae. The record is from RefSeq and is a predicted model, not a curated record. Gene Ontology annotation, biological process: Notch receptor processing. Gene Ontology annotation, cellular component: gamma-secretase complex.